Molecule: messenger RNA, 4639 nt
Organism: Neltuma alba
Lineage: Eukaryota; Viridiplantae; Streptophyta; Magnoliopsida; Fabales; Fabaceae
Product: protein PIR
Exons: 30
Coding region: 150-4010 (1286 amino acids)
Biological process (GO): regulation of actin filament polymerization
Molecular function (GO): small GTPase binding
Source: RefSeq, a predicted model, not a curated record
UGCUCCGCCUCGCAAAGUUCUGCCCUGCCCAGCGACCCUUCUCCUAACCACCAGCACAGCUCAGAGAUGGAGAGGGAACUGCACUAAUCUUGCUUGAUUUUCUAUUAUUUGCACCCCACUCGUUUUCUCCAAGAUUUUUAGAAGACUGUAUGAUGGCUGUACCCGUUGAGGAAGCCAUUGCUGCUCUAUCGACAUUUUCGCUGGAGGAUGAGCAACCGGAGGUCCAGGGUCCUGGAGUGUGGAUCUCAACUGAAAGAGGUGCAACGGAUAGUCCUGUAGAGUAUAGUGACGUUUCUGCAUACCGCUUAUCGCUUUCAGAGGACACAAAAGCUCUCAAUCAGUUGAAUGCCCUCAUUCAAGAGGGGAAGGAGAUGGCAUCUGUGCUUUACACAUAUCGCAGUUGUGUUAAGGCACUUCCUCAGCUUCCGGAUUCUAUGAAGCAAAGUCAAGCUGACCUAUACUUGGAGACAUACCAAGUUCUGGACUUGGAAAUGAGCCGUCUUCGUGAAAUUCAGAGGUGGCAGGCAUCAGCUUCUUCCAAAUUAGCUGCUGACAUGCAGCGUUUCUCACGGCCUGAGAGGCGCAUAAAUGGGCCUACAAUUUCUCAUUUGUGGUCUAUGUUGAAGUUGCUUGAUGUUUUGGUGCAACUUGACCAUCUGAAAAAUGCUAAAGCUAGCAUACCUAAUGAUUUUUCAUGGUAUAAAAGGACUUUCACACAAGUCAGUGGUCAAUGGCAAGACACUGAUUCGAUGAGGGAGGAGUUAGAUGAUUUACAGAUUUUCUUAAGCACAAGGUGGGCGAUCUUGUUGAAUUUGCAUGUUGAGAUGUUCCGUGUGAACAAUGUAGAAGACAUUCUGCAAGUUCUCAUAGUCUUUGUUGUAGAGUCAUUGGAAUUAGAUUUUGCACUUCUCUUCCCAGAACGUCAUGUUCUUCUUCGUGUUUUGCCUGUUCUUGUUGUCCUGGCAACAUCAUCGGAGAAGGAUAGUGAGUCUCUGUACAAGCGGGUGAAGAUCAAUAGACUGAUCAAUAUAUUUAAGAAUGAUGCAGUCAUUCCCGCAUUUCCAGAUUUACAUCUGUCUCCAGCUGCAAUAAUGAAGGAGUUAACAACAUAUUUUCAAAAAUUUUCUUCUCAGACUCGUCUUCUUACUCUUCCAGCCCCUCAUGAACUCCCACUUCGUGAAGCACAAGACUAUCAGAGACAUUAUUUGAUCAUCAAUCAUAUUGGGGUUAUCCGUGCUGAGCAUGAUGAUUUCACUGUUCGUUUUGCUUCAGCCAUGAAUCAGCUGCUUCUGUUGAAGUCAACUGAUGGUUCAGAUGUUGAUUGGAGCAAAGAAGUCAAGGGGAAUAUGUAUGAUAUGAUUGUUGAAGGUUUUCAGCUCUUAAGCAGAUGGACUGCACGUAUCUGGGAGCAAUGUGCAUGGAAAUUUUCUCGCCCUUGCAAGGACGUAACACAUGUAGAAUCAUAUGACUCUUCUGCGUCAUUCUCUGACUAUGAAAAGGUAGUGCGAUAUAAUUACACUGCAGAGGAAAGGAAAGCGCUGGUUGAAUUAGUCAGCUACAUAAAGAGUGUUGGAUCUAUGAUGCAGCGAUGUGAUACACUGGUAGCUGAUGCUUUAUGGGAGACAAUACAUGCUGAGGUCCAAGAUUUUGUCCAGAAUACACUAGCUACUAUGUUGAGGACUUCCUUCCGAAAGAAGAAGGACCUCUCUAGGAUUCUUUCUGAUAUGCGGACUCUUUCAGCAGAUUGGAUGGCAAAUACAAAUAAGUCAGAAUCAGAGUUACAGUCAUCGCAGCAUGGAGGUGAAGAGAGCAAAGGAAACUUCUUUUAUCCAAGGGCAGUUGCCCCAACUGCUGCUCAGGUGCACUGCUUGCAGUUCUUAAUAUAUGAGGUGGUUUCUGGCGGGAACCUAAGGAGGCCAGGUGGGCUUUUUGGCAAUAGUGCGUCAGAAAUUCCUGUUAAUGAUCUAAAACAACUGGAGACAUUUUUCUACAAGCUUGGUUUUUUUCUUCAUAUUCUGGACUAUACAGUCACUGUGGCAGCAUUGACAGACCUUGGUUUCCUAUGGUUUCGAGAAUUUUAUUUAGAGUCUUCUCGAGUCAUUCAGUUUCCAAUUGAGUGCUCUCUUCCCUGGAUGUUGGUGGAUUGUGUACUUGAGUCACCAAAUUGUGGGCUUCUGGAGAGUGUUCUGAUGCCAUUUGAUGUCUAUAAUGACUCAGCCCAACAAGCAUUGGUGGUGCUGAAGCAACGAUUCCUCUAUGAUGAAAUUGAGGCUGAGGUGGACCAUUGUUUUGAUAUAUUUGUUUCAAAAUUAUGUGAAACUAUUUUCACAUAUUAUAAAAGCUGGGCAGCAAGUGAAUUACUUGAUCCUUCUUUCCUCUUCACCUCAGACAAUGCCGAAAAGUAUGCUGUACAGCCUAUGAGGUUCAAUAUGCUGCUGAAGAUGAUUAAAGUCAAGCUACUUGGGAGGACAAUCAACCUGCGAAGUUUGAUCAUUGAAAGGAUGAACAAGGUUUUCCGUGAAAAUCUGGAGUUUCUUUUUGAUCGUUUUGAGUGUCAGGACCUGUGCGCCAUAGUGGAACUGGAGAAGUUAUUGGAUGUCUUAAAACAUGCCCAUGAAUUGCUGUCUAGAGAUCUUUCUAUAGAUUCGUUCAGUCUCAUGCUGAAUGAGAUGCAAGAGAACAUUUCUCUUGUGUCCUUUUCUAGUCGACUGGCCUCUCAGAUUUGGUCAGAGAUGCAAAGUGAUUUUUUGCCCAAUUUCAUUCUUUGCAAUACCACUCAACGUUUUAUCAGAUCAACAAAGAUUACUCCUCUGCAGAAGCCAUCUAUACCCUCUGCCAAGGCUAAUUUCUAUUGCGGCACUCAAGAUUUGAACUCUGCUCAUCAAAGUUUUGCACGAUUGCAUAGUGGAUUCUUUGGAAUACCUCACAUGUUUUCAGUUGCUCGACUUCUAGGUUCCAGAUCAUUACCAUGGCUCAUUCGAGCUCUCCUGGAUCACAUAUCCAACAAGAUAACUAUGAUUGAACCAAUGAUCACUGGAUUGCAAGAAUCAUUGCCGAAAACUAUCGGACUUCUGCCUUUCGACGGAGGUGUGACAGCCUGUGUGAGGCUUGUUAAAGAACAUCUUAACUGGGGGGCAAAGUCCGAGCUGAAAGCAGAGGUUCUCCGUGGGAUUAAAGAGAUUGGAAGUGUACUAUACUGGAUGGGCCUUCUAGAUAUUGUGUUGAGAGAAAGAGAUACAAUGCACUUCAUGCAAACUGCUCCUUGGUUGGGCUUGGUUCCUGGUGCAGACGGACAAGUGUUAAAUGCUCAUGAUGGUGGAGACAGCCCUGUUGUUAAUCUCUUUAGAUCAACAACUGCUGCGAUGGUGUCAAGCCCGGGAUGCCCAAACCCUAAUUCUUUCCACAUCAUGGCAAAACAAGCAGAAGCUGCAGAUCUUUUAUACAAGGCUAACUUGAAUACUGGAAGCGUGCUGGAGUAUGCCCUUGCUUUCACAAGUGCUGCGUUAGAUAAAUACUGUAGCAAAUGGAGUGCUGUGCCCAAGACAGGCUUCAUUGACAUUACAACUACUAAAGAUUUCUACCGCAUAUACAGUGGUCUCCAACUUGGAUAUUUAGAAGCAUCUGUCCAAGUACCAGCAAAUAGUCAUGAAAGGCUGGGUGAUUCAGUGGCUUGGGGUGGCUGCACCGUAAUAUAUUUGCUUGGGCAACAGCUGCAUUUUGAGCUCUUCGACUUCUCAUAUCAGAUCCUCAAUAUUGCAGAAGUAGAGGCUGCAUCUGUGUUUCCAACAAAUAAGAACUCGCAUUUUCAUGUACAGGGAUGGGAUGCGUUACUGGAAGCAAUGAAGAAAGCAAGGAGAUUAAACAAUCAUGUAUUCUCUAUGCUGAAAGCACGCUGUCCCUUGGAAGAAAAGACAGCUUGUGCUAUCAAGCAAAGUGGUGCUCCGCUCCAUAGAAUUAAAUUUGAGAACACGGUCUCUGCUUUUGAAACCUUGCCACAGAAAGGGGCCUAAACUAGUGCCGUGCUUCUUCCCAAUUCCUUGACGUUCUUAUUGUGUAAGUAAUCUGAUGUAACUGGCGUGUCUAUAUAUGUAUUCGACUGUUUAAUUUGCAUGUAAUUGAUCAUAAUACCUGAACACUGGCUCCCGUUCGGAUGACGAAAUGGGAGGGCAGUGUUUGGUGACUGGAUGAGCCAUCAUUGCCUAAGAUUUAACUUGAACAUCAUGCCAAAUCACCGUCGUGAGGAGGCAUGUCAUACUGGCGUGAUUUUGAUGCUUUAUACCAGGAAAGAUUACGUGGUUGGGCAUUUGAAUUUGUAAUUCAUGUCUCAGUGAAACAUCGGGAACUGGCUUGGCUGAACUCAUUAAAAUGUGGUAUUUUGGUUUCAGGACAUGUAAUGGUCUUAUCUCAACAUGUUUUCCCUCAUAAGGCAUCUUGACAUAGGUAGCGUCUACCUAUUUAUUAGUUUGGCAUGUAUAAUACGUUGGUUUUCCAGUGGAAUACUUUUGGUUUUCAUGUUCAUGUUUCAUCUCUGAUGAUUUUAAAUUUGCUGGAAGGCUUUGUAUGUGUUGGUUCUGCUAUUUAACUAGAGAAGACUUUAGAAUUACUAUGGAAGAUUUUCAGCAUGUUUUUCAGGGAAUCA